AUGUUGUUGUCAGUGAUUUUAUUGAUAAUUAUCGUAUACGCUCUAACUUAUGCCUACAUAAAGUUAACGAUCGGUAUUUGUAAAUGUAGUACACACUUAGUGGGCAAGGUGGUUAUUGUGACUGGUGCAAACGCCGGCAUCGGUUAUGAAAGUGCUAAAAAUUUCGCAGAAAGAGGUGCGCGUGUGAUUAUUGCAUGCAGAAACGAUAGCCGUGGCAACACCGCUAAGGAUAGUAUUAUUAAAACUACAGGCAACGUCGACGUGCACUACAGACAGUUAGAUUUCGCUUCGUUAUCAUCCGUUAAGCGGUUCGCCGACGAAAUCAUUAAAAAUGAAACGCGCCUCGACGUCCUCGUCAACAACGCUGGCAUCAACGGAUCGUUUAACGUCAAAACCGAAGACGGCUUAUUACUCGGAAUGCAAACCAAUUACUUCGGGCCAUUCUUGUUAACCUGUCUCUUGCUGCCUUUGAUCAAGUCGAGUGCCCCGAGCCGUAUCGUGAAUGUUGCUUCGAUGGCGCACGGACGCGCUUAUCUCGAUUUGGAUAAUCUGAAUAUGGAAAAGGAGACGGAAGAAACAUUUAGCAAGGCCAAGGUUUACGCCGUAUCAAAACUAUGUAAUGUACUCUUCUCUCUUGAACUGAGUAGGCGCCUCAAGGGAACUAAUGUUACCUCGAACAGUCUUCAUCCGGGUGUCGUUGAUACAAAUAUUUUAAACGGAAUCGAAUCUAAGCUACUGCAGGGUCUGAAGCCGCUUAUGAAACCUUUCUUUAAGAAUCAAUGGGAAGGAGCUCAAACAACUAUUUAUCUAUCAGUGUCCCCUGAAGUAAAGGACGUAAGCGGAAAAUACUUCCGAGAUUGUCAAAUGGUAGAUGUGAGCACAGACCAAGCUCGGGACCCCGAACUGGCUCGGAAACUUUGGGAUGUGUCACAGAGACUCCUAAAAUUUAAA
Messenger RNA from Iphiclides podalirius (scarce swallowtail), 951 nucleotides. The record is from the annotation of a GenBank genome assembly. NCBI's taxonomy places the organism in Eukaryota, Metazoa, Arthropoda, Insecta, Lepidoptera, Papilionidae.